AUGGGUUCUGGCGCUUCCAAGACGGCGCAGUCCACCGCGCGCAAAUUCCCUACUCGAGCACCAGGAGGCGCUGCUGUUCCCCCGUCCUCGAGACCGGCCGCUCCCAGGGCGGCGGCGCCACCACCAGCUUCAGCAAGAGUGCCAAAAGCUUCCACAACAAAAGAUGAGGCAAUCACUACCGAUGGCGGUGACCCAGACCACAUGACAAGCCCAGACUUCUCGCAGCGGUUGAGACAAAUGGGCGUCGCGACGCCGAACCCGACCCUAUCCAACUCAUCGAUAGCGACGCCCGCUUCGCCGGCCCAAGGUGUAUCUGCGCAAGGACCGAGAUAUCCGGUAGCAUCUCAGAACCAGACCCUCACUGUCUUGCAAGCCCGGCAACGCCUCGAAGAGCAAAUCGAGUUGCAGCAGGAGAACCCGGCCACUGGGCGCAACUUUGCCGACGUAGGGACGCUUAGACAAGCUCUGGUCAUGAAGGGACUGGGCGUUCCAAACACAGAUAUCGAGAAGCGGCUGCGCUUGAGGAACGGUGUCGUGGCCAGAAUCGAGUCAGGAGGUGUCAUUUCACCACUGAACUAA
Messenger RNA from Pestalotiopsis fici W106-1, 579 nucleotides. RefSeq lists its product as uncharacterized. Bases 1 to 579 code for a protein of 192 amino acids. The transcript has 2 exons. NCBI's taxonomy places the organism in Eukaryota, Fungi, Ascomycota, Sordariomycetes, Amphisphaeriales, Sporocadaceae. The record is from RefSeq and is a predicted model, not a curated record.